AUGCCACGCAACUAUUCUAGAAAAACAGACCGACAGGAUUGGUAUAAAACCUCCAUGGAAAAGGCUAUUGAAGCUGUAAAGAAUAAUGAAAUGGGCUGGCUAUUGGCUUCUAAAGUGUUUAACGUCCCACAAUCGACUCUUAGAAGACAUGCACUGAAACAAAAUAAAGUCUUAGCUCCAACUACAAAAGGUAUGGGUAGGUACAGGAAUGUCUUCACAUAUGAAAUGGAACGAGAACUGGUAGAACAUAUUAAAUUACUAGAAACGAGAUUGUUUGGAUUCACAAGAAAGGAAGUUUUGGAAUUGGCGUACCAGUUUGCGGACGUUAAUAAUAUUCCUCAUAACUUCAACAAUGAAAAAAAGAUGGAAGGCAAAGAAUGGUUGGCUGGAUUUUGA
Molecule: messenger RNA, 396 nt
Organism: Parnassius apollo (apollo)
Lineage: Eukaryota; Metazoa; Arthropoda; Insecta; Lepidoptera; Papilionidae
Source: the annotation of a GenBank genome assembly